Rhopalosiphum padi (bird cherry-oat aphid) is the source of this 5206-nucleotide messenger RNA. RefSeq lists its product as uncharacterized. Gene Ontology annotation, biological process: imaginal disc-derived wing hair organization. Bases 4 to 2811 code for a protein of 935 amino acids. NCBI's taxonomy places the organism in Eukaryota, Metazoa, Arthropoda, Insecta, Hemiptera, Aphididae. Gene Ontology annotation, cellular component: cell cortex. The transcript has 8 exons. The record is from RefSeq and is a predicted model, not a curated record.
GUGAUGACGUCUCAUUCACAGCCUUUGCCGGCAUUAACGACGGCGUUCUUGCUCGCGCUCCUGUUCGAUGCCGUUUCCGCCACCGUUUCUAUCACACGGCAUCAUCGCGGCGACGUGUUCGACGUAUCAGACGUGAAAUGUUCGAUGGAAACUUGUGUUGGAGUGAGCAGCGGUACGGCGUCGUUGGUCGACGGCAUCGUAUCGGUAGAACGCGAUUACCCGUCAUCGGUCGGCAGCAGAGGCUACAAACAAUCGUCCGCGGAACCGUUGCACAACGGCAACUGCAGGUGUCAGUGCAUACAACCCGUGCCCGUGUUCAGGGACGACUUGCGGAUAUGCGUCGACGACUUGCAAGAAUGUUCGUUAGCUUCAUUCGUGUCUGGCACAACGGUACAAAAGAUACCUUACGUAUUUCUACCACUCCAAGGACAAAUCGUAUACCCUAGUGCUGAAAUUAAAAUUGCUGGUAUGCAGUAUCCUAUUUGUGCUAUUUCAAAAGCAACAUACCUAACACGAGGAGGUUGGAUAAAUUUUAAAAAUCAAUCAGACUUUGAAAUUCCUUUCCAAAUACACCGCGAAAAUGGACACAUCAUGUUAUUGUGGUUGGGUGAUUUACAAUCGAGGACUAAUAUUGAAGGGAGAUUAGUAUUGAUCGAAAUGAUUUGUAAAGAGACAUUAUCACAAGAUUAUGACAGCACUUUUCAUCAAGCCAUAACACCUUGUCUUUCGUUUAGAAUAGCAGGAACUCCAAGUGUGAAAGAAGUUUUAUUUUCAACUGACAAUCGAUCGUCGGAUAAUGCUUCUAGUUCAGGAUUAACAAUAAGCGAACUAAUAGCUGUGGCAAUUUGUUCUAUUCUAUUAGGACUAAUGUACGUAGCGUCUAUUUUGUUGUACUUGCAUGUCCGUAAAGGGCGACCUAAGGGACGAAAUGGAGAUAUAGAGGCGUUUAAAAAUCCAUUAAUGUCAAACGGUAUUACUGAAGAGGGUAUAGUUAAAAACAACCCACUGUUACAACACAGUUACAAUGAUAAUGAGGCCUUUGAGUCAGAUGAAGACAGAAAUUAUAGUAUAAGUACACAAGGAGAACCUUCUAUGGAUAUGAUAGAGAAUAAUAAUAUUAAUAGAAAUUUAACAACAGCUAUUGUACACCCUAUUCAGUCGUUUAACUCAUGUAUUGGUCAUUCGAUGUAUUAUUCAGAUUCAAAUUCUAUAGAAAAACAUCCAGAAGAGGACAUUUCAAUAGUAGAAACACUGGAUAAUAAGGAAGAUCGACCAGAUAAUAUUAGAUCAAUAGUGUGUGCUAAUCCAAGAAAAAAACUUUACUUCAAUCCUGAUUAUUUUGAACUUGAAUUAUUAAUGGCUCCUCCGCCAGCAGCAUUAGAAUUUUUAGAAAAAAUUCGUGAAGUGAUACACGAAGCAAAAAGAAAAAUAACAAUGAAAAAAUUCAUACCAAAUCUCGUUAUGAUUCUAGAAGAUGUAAAUGAAGACACAAAUGAACCAUUAAGUUCUUGCAAUAAAUGCAAAACUCAAUUUAAAAUUAAAUCAGAUACAAUACAAAAAUGGUUGAUGAAUGUACCUAUAGAAGUUACCAAGCCAAAGAAAAAUCAAGCUCCUUGUAUUCCCACUGAGUUCAAAGCAAAAGAUUACGAAAAGGAUGGAAUUGACUUGCUACUUGAGGAAAACGAAAUAAAAUCAAAAACUGACGAAGUAGAAGAAAAAGAAAAAGAAAAAGUAUUAGUAGACGAAGAAGAAGAAGAAGACGUGGAUGACGACGAUGAGGAGGAAGAGGGUACUAACAUAGAGUGCGAUAGUUUGGAAAGAUCAAUGAAUUACAAGCGGAAAUGUGGAUACCAUACACCAUCCGAGUACGGAUUUGUUAGAGCAGACCUCAGUCCAGUUUUAAGUAAUUCUGCCUUACCAAUGGAAGAAGAACUUACAAUCAGAACCACAUAUACUUAUGAUACUAUCACGAAAAGAGAAAGCUAUUAUGAACAUAUAUCUGGCCCGGACUGUAUACGAGAAAAACCCAAAAAAGAAAUCUUACCCGAUAUUUUAAAUAGGUCAUCCGAACGUUAUAGUUUAGUUAGCGAAGUAUAUGUAAACGAUAAUUUUAACACGAGCAUGUCACCUAAUAAUUCACUUGAUAAAAAUAUUAAAAAAAAGAGUCCAGGACAAAUAACCAUUGAAGUUGAAGACUGCCCCGACAAUCAUCCGGCAGAGGAUUCGGAUAGUUUUGAACCAGAUACGUUAGAUAGAAAUUGUACGAAAAUAAAACCAAAUUUGAAAACAGUAUACUCUUCAGACUCAUUAGAGCAAUUCAAUAGUCCCAAAAGCAUAAACAAUAAUGGAUUUGGUAGCUUAUUAGAGAUAUACGAAGCCAAGAAUGUCAUGGCUGAUGUGCAAAAGAGAAGGAAUAUGAGCCAACUCGAAGCCAAAUACUUAAAACCAGAUCCAAAACACUGCCGAAGGCAAAGGUGUCCAUCGCCUUUAUCUACACAAAAGCCUCCAAAAAACGUUUGUGUCAGAAGCACUAGCAAACCCGGAGUCAUGCAAUCCGAUUGCACUAGCUCAAAAUUUAACCGGCGAACCCACGAUAUCAUGGCUGGUGCUUCUGACAAACAAACAGUCAAAACUUCGCCAAUUGAUCAUAACAGAUAUGAAGACUCCGGGUAUCUUAGUACUGAAUCUAACGAAUCUCUCAACAAAGUGGUGGCUACUAGUCUAGAUACAGAUGAAUCUGGGGCAGAAAGCAUAGACACAGAUUUCAAAUUUUUUAAAACACGUACAGACCGUAAUUACUGUGAUUGGUAAUCAAUAAUUAUAAUUUAUCCAAAGAUAUAAUAGUUUCUUAUCUAUUUUUAAUUAGUUAAUAUAAAUACCGAAAAUUAGAUUGAUUUGGAAAAUUCAUAGAACUCUAUGUUCAAAACACUUAGUUUAUAUUAAGGUUGUAAUUUAUCAAAAAUCAAUAUCUAUAUUAUACCUACUAUCAGUUAAAUAUAACUUUAUUAAAUUUCUAAAAAUAACUUUUUGAAAAUACACCAUUUGAUAGAGAUAUUUUUCUUUUAAACAUCAACAUAGUAAAUAUUAAUACAGGCAGAAAUAUUCUAUUAAGUUAUAAUAUAUACUUAUUGAAUAUAAUAAUAAAUACAAUACUCUUUCUUAAAAUCUUAAAAUACUCAUAACUAACUUAGUAACUACAAUAAAAUAAUUGAUUUUUAAAUAAAACUAAACAUUGGAGAGACUAACAAAAUUAAUUAAUAUUAAUACCUUAAUUAAGUAGCAAUACACUUGAAUAAAGGUAUCACAUGACUUUAAAUUUGUAUAUCCUCAUUUUAACCAUAAAAAUAAAAAUAUGUGUUCAAAGUGAAACUAAUAUAGUAUAGUAAAUGUAUUAUUAUUAUUUAUUAUAAUAUAAUUAUAUUAUAUUAUUAUGUAUUUAAAAACUGUAAAUAAAAAAAUGUGAAAAUAUAUUUUCAUACGAGGCUGGAUUGAGUGCAAUUAUAGAUUAAUUUAAUCACGUAUUAUUAAGAAUUAAUUAAUAAAAUAUAGUAUUAUAAGCUUUACAUACAAAUCAAUAUCAAUUUAUAUUUAAGAGGAUGUUAACACACUAUUUAUUUUUUAUCUCUAAUAGUCUAAUCUAUAUGCAAGCACAAUAUACCAAUUUUAAGCUCAGUAAAUCCAAUUUUUUGUUUUUAGCGUAAUAUUUGAGUGAAUCAACAUAUUAUUAUAAAAUAUAAAUGUAUGAACAUUACCUAUGUUUUUACAUUGUUUUUUUUAUGAUAAUUUAAUUUUUCUGCAACAAAUGAAAAUGUAAUAUUAUAUACUUAUGAGAUUGAUUUCAUGAAAACAUAUAUAAUGUUUUUAAUUUAAAGUUUAAUAAUAGAUCAAUUCACUCUAAAUAAAAAAGGUCAAUUCUUUAAUAUAGAACAUAACAACAUAAGAUUGGUUCUGCUGAAUGUAUAUUUACUAUUUUGCAUGUGGGUCAGACACUCAGACAAAACAAAUAAAUAGUGCACUGAUACCUAUUUAAGUGUUUUAUUAUUAUCACUUACUUGAUUCACAUAGUUUUAAACAAAAGAUGACAGGUUUAUUUAGAUUUUAAAUUAUUUUCAUUGAAUACAUAAAUUUCAAAAAAUAAAAUUAAAACAAAUUUCAUUGAUACAUUAAAAAUAAUAUUAUCAAAAUAUUAUCCAACUGCUUAAAUUAUUUCAUAAUUUUAUUUUUUUAAAUUUUCAUACUUGAGUCAUGCAAUCACUUUAGAGCUUAGUUUUUAAGAAUAUAUAUAAAAUAUAAUUAUUAUUUGUAAGUACUUAGUUAUGUUGCCAGUCCAAUUAAUAUAUUAUUAUAGAUGUUAAGCAAAAUGACUGAUGUAUAAUUGUAGGUUCUAUUUGUAUACUAAUUAUUUAAUCUAAAGAUAUAUUUUUAAUUUGCUUUGUAUUACAAAUGUAAAAAGGAAUGAAAAUGUAACAUAAAAAACUUUUAUUUUAUGAUUUAUUUGAGUUAUGUUAAUUAUUGCAGUAUUUUCAUGCUAGUUUAAACUUUUACAUUUAUAAAAUUAAAUAACCUAAUAAAAUUAUUGUAUUUAUUUAAUUAGAAAUUUGAUACAUUCAUACAAUUAUGAUACAAUAUAUAUAAUUUCCAGGAAAAAUUUGUUUAAAUGUAUUAUAUGUAUGUAAAAACAAUACAAAAUUAAGAUAUUAAUUGUUGUAAUAAUUUAUAAUAGUUAUAUUUUAUUACUAUACCUCUAUCAAAUAACAAUUAACUAAGUAUACCCACUUAAUAAAUAAAUAGAUAAAUUUAGUAUAUUAUUAUAUACAUAUUUUUAUUGUUAGAUUUUAUCAUGUAUAUUGUUGUAUUUAAUUAUUUAUAUUGUGAAUAAAUUGAGUUGAUCUUUCACCUAUGCAAUAUAUAGUUGUUGAAAUAUUGUAUUACUUGCACAUUUUUAGUGAUAAACAAAAAACUCUAAUACAAUAACUAGUAAACAAAACAUUUGUUUGACAACUUCUUGGCAAGGUUAGGUUAAAUCAGUCUAAUACUUUAUUUAUGCGGUUAUGCUAUGAAAUAUAUAAAAAAAAAGCCAACAAUGGCAAAUAUUAGAUUAAAGACCCAUAAACAUAUUAAUUCAACAUUAACAUGAAUAGUAAAUACAUUACAAUAAGCAAACAAUUGUGUUCACUUUAAAUGCAAUAAAUUAAGUUCAAUUUCU